Molecule: messenger RNA, 3328 nt
Organism: Anguilla rostrata (American eel)
Lineage: Eukaryota; Metazoa; Chordata; Actinopteri; Anguilliformes; Anguillidae
Gene: stambpb
Product: STAM binding protein b
Exons: 10
Coding region: 718-2004 (428 amino acids)
Biological process (GO): protein K63-linked deubiquitination
Cellular component (GO): cleavage furrow; endosome
Molecular function (GO): metal-dependent deubiquitinase activity; protein binding; K63-linked deubiquitinase activity
Source: RefSeq, a predicted model, not a curated record
AGCUAGCUCUAAUUCGGGCUUUUCCAAGACAGUCGUGUAAUGUUAACUAGCUAUCUCAAGGAUCUGCGGUGGCGGGGGUGCAUAGUGGGGAUUGGACUAGUGGUAGCUAGCCUGCUGUUUGAUGACGCUUGGCUAACGUUAGCAUAUGUAUAUAGAUAGGUAGCUGUGUAGUGUAGAUAAUAUUCGCACGCUUAGCUAAUGGAAAUCCUGCAAUGGACUUGUCAUAAUUUAAGGAAGUCCGUUGUUCAUUUUUACAUUAUCGACUUAAUUUAGUCAAAAUAAUCAUUGGUUAGGCAGUCUAACGUCAGCUAGUAAUCAUUUGGCGCUAGAUCUACAGUUACUGUACAGGCUUGUAGUUGGUUUGUUAACUGUAGAUGGCUGUUAACUUUCGCUAGUUUACACGGAUUCAACGGACAUUAUAUACAUGUGAAAUUUGUUUCAUGGGCAAGAGAUGCUGCUAACGCGGCUUUAUCUCAGAAAAUGCAUGCUUUUCCAAAAUAAGACCGAAUAGCAGUAUCGUGCUUUUCUUCAACGAGAUACUGAUCCUUCUGAAAUUUCCUUUAAUUUGUUUAAACGAACACGUUUCUGGUGUGUGUUUCGAGACUCAUUCCGUUUAGUUAUAUCGUUAAAUCUCCUUUCCUUCUAUUGCUGACUUCAUCGACCAACCAGAUUCAUUUAAGUGUAAAACAAGGUGUCACCGAGGGAUCGGUUUCCACCAUGGCAGACCACAACGACGUGAGUUUGCUGCCAGUGGAGCGGGUGCGUGCCCUCACCAAGAAGGGCAGCUCGGUAGACAUCAACGAGGACGUGCCCCCUCGCCGUUACUUCCGCUCGGGCAUGGAAAUGAUCCGCAUGGCGAACGUGUACACUGAGGAGGGGAACGCAGAGCACGCCUUUGUGCUUUACAACAAGUACAUCACGCUUUUCUUUGAGAAACUUCCUAAGCAUCGGGACUACAAAACCGCCAACAUUCCAGAGAAGAAGGACACGAUGAAGAAGCUGAAAGAAGUAGCCUUUCCCCAAGCUGAGGAGCUGAAGAAAGGCCUUUUGAAGCAGUAUGAGAAGGAGUAUGCAGAGUAUCUUAUUAAAAGGAAAGCGGAGGAGGCGGCCCUGGCUCGAGAGCUGUCGCGGCAGAGGGAGCUGGACGCUGAAAGGCAGCGGGUGGCUGAGAUGCAGAAGCGGCAGAAGGAGCAGGAGCAGUUCACCGCCUUCGAGGAGAUGAUCCGGCGGCAGGAGUUGGAGAAGGAGCGCCAGCGGAUCGUCCAGGAGUUCAAGGGCCCCGGCGCCCCCCCGAUCGAUGGCCCCCUCCUCCCGGGUGUCCAGGGACCCCCGCAGUCCAUCGUGGCCACGCCCACCCCCCCACAGAGCCCAGAAAACACUCCCACCAAAACCAGCCCCUCGGCUCUCCCUGCAGCGCCCCCCAUAUUCGACCGCUCUCUCAAGCCCGGGUCACUGGGUAGCACUGGAAACAAUGUUAUGGUGGAUGGACUGCGGCAGUUGGUGGUACCCGCUGAGCUCUGUCAGAAGUUCCUUAAGCUGGCGGAUGCCAACACAAUACGGGCAGUGGAGACUUGCGGCAUCCUCUGCGGUAAACUGACUCAGAAUGCCUUCACGGUGACCCACGUGAUCGUGCCCAAACAGUGUGGAGGGCCUGAUUUCUGCGACACGGAGAACGAAGAGGAGCUCUUCCUGAUCCAGGAUCAGUACAAUCUCAUCACCCUGGGCUGGAUCCAUACACACCCCACACAGACUGCCUUCCUGUCCAGUGUGGACCUGCACACUCACUGUUCCUACCAGAUGAUGCUGCCGGAAUCCAUUGCAAUCGUUUGCUCCCCAAAGUUCAACGAGACUGGAUACUUCCGGCUCACAGACUAUGGAAUGGAUGAGAUCUCGUCCUGCAAGCAGAAAGGCUUCCACCCCCACCCCAAAGAACCCCCACUGUUCUCUGCUGGAGGACACGUGGACAUCACGGACAGCAGUGUGACUGUACUGGACCUGCGGUGAUCCAUAGCCACACCCUCCCUGUGCCUUUUUACGUCCAGUCCACCGCAACGUGGGGACUGGCCCCACUGCAAAACCAAGUGAUUUUAUUUGCCAUAUAACAGCCGUGUCUUCUUUUCUCGGACGGGUUCGGCAGCUUGUCAGGCCGAGGGCUCAGCCUUCGAAAAAACGUUCUCAAAAACAGAAAAAAGAAAUAAUAAAUAAUAAAUAAAUCGCACCCUACGGCUCAUGCAGAAGAAAUGGGCCCAGAGGUACAGAGAUACGAGAGCCUGAUUCCAGGGACCAUCUUGAAACUCUUAUGCCUUCUCUGGUUGUCUUAAUGCACUCUAAGCACCCCCCCCCCCCCUCCGCCAUAUGGUCAGAAAGCUAGAUGAACUACUAGCUUGUGCCCACGAACACCUGGACCUGUAUAAGAGCCGUUAUGUAUCAGGGUGUCUGCUCAAGUCCCACAAGAUCCGAUUCACAUGAUCUUGUGAAUCUCUGCUUCAGGGGGUUCUUCUCAAUACCGCUUGUUUGUCAAAUGGGUUUUUUUUAUUUCUAAGCAUUAUCUUCAAGGAAAAAGGGUGAAUCAAUGUAUUUAAAAGCUUUCUUUAAGUUUUUGUUCGUUUGAGACACUAACAUUCUGCAAAAUAUCUUCUGCAGUUUAAUGUUCCGCUUGAACAACAUAAAUGUAAGACUGUUAUGAAAAAACAUUAUGGAGUGUCUUGUUUUAAUUACUACCCACAAAAGACAUUGAUUUGUUUUAAAUCCCCAUGACCUUAACUGAUUAAUUUACUUUGCAUUAGGCAUCAUUCAUAGUAAUUAAUUUUUUUGAGUAGAUGUAGUCUCAGUAGGGUGACUAUGAAACCUCAGCACUACCUGCAUCUUUGGUUACUCUGUUUCAUUUUCAUACUAUAAGCACUGAAAACCAAGCACUCAAGAAAGCAUUCAACUUUAAUUUGUGGCCUAUGCAGACAUGUAUUAUACUUACUAUACAUGGUAGAUGUGUGAGCAUAUGUCUGUAUAUUAUAUUGUUUAGUAGUGACUGUGAUGUUGAGGUUGUCAAAUGGGCGUACUCCUGACUUUUUCAUUUUGUAGUAAAACAACAUGCCCACUGUAGAAGACCCUUGGUAAUAAUGAUACCUUACAUUUCAGCAAAUUGUCCUUUCUCCCCUCUGGCUAAAAAUGUAUUAAAAGUUAAAUUAUAUCCAACUCUUACACUUCUGGGCAGGUAGAUACAGGUGUUAAUGCAGGUGUGCUGAAGUGAAGGAGUAUACUGUAUAUAGUAAUGUUUAACUGAGAAGUUGGGACCUAUGGUAACCAUCCAAAUACAACAUAUCUAUCUUUA